This is a messenger RNA of Stegodyphus dumicola, 893 nucleotides long. RefSeq lists its product as uncharacterized. Lineage: Eukaryota; Metazoa; Arthropoda; Arachnida; Araneae; Eresidae. Gene Ontology annotation, molecular function: single-stranded DNA binding. Gene Ontology annotation, cellular component: Shu complex. The record is from RefSeq and is a predicted model, not a curated record. Gene Ontology annotation, biological process: double-strand break repair via homologous recombination.
AGCAUACAGGUGUCAAGUCGUUUUAAUGUGAAUGGCGGUAAAGUAACUGGGGGAUAACUUUUAGAUACAACAACUAAUCAUUAAAAUUAUAAUGACCAUAUGCCGUUUCCUGCCCCUUCAGAAUGUUGAUGAAUUACGUCAGGUUCAGUUAUUUACGUCACAUGUUUUAUCUUGUAAGACUGAAAGUUGUAUCAUAAUCGGAGGCCAAGCAUUGUUAAGAACCUCUCUUCUUUUUCAAGCGGCUCUGUCUUAUGCCAGUGACAGUGAUCAAGUUAUUUUUAUAUGUCCCUCGCCACUUAUGCAAAGGCCAUUGCACGUUUCUGGGAUGAUUGAACCAACUCCUUUGGUCCUUGAAUGCAUUAAAAUGGUCUAUAUCACAGAUCCGGCUGGAUUAUUGAAAUACCUCUGUGAAUUCCACAAAACUCAGCUGUUACCUGUGGCUAUUAUAAUUGACGAUUUACAGCACUACAUUUCACAUCAUUCACAAGAUCAGAGUAAAGAAGCAGCUCUGGUUAAAUUAUUUGCAAUGUUAGAAGACACUACAGGAUAUGUAGCAGAGAAAAGAGGACAGCCAUGCCAUCGUAUGGUUUCAUUAAACCAAGAUGUAUGUCAGAAAAAUAUCAUCAAGAGGUUUUUUGGAGAUCUUUGGCAUAUGGAUAUUAAUGAAAAUGAGGGGCAUUUGUUUUUGACCGAUGACCGUGUUCCAGCAUUUAGAGUGGAAUUACAAACAGAAGGUGAUAAACAGAUCAUCAUGAAUAAGAUGUAUAGGCUACCUGUAGUCCAAGAUGUAGAGGAGCAAUAAAUAAAAUAGAUAUGUAAAAUAUUUUUGUGUAUAUAUUUUUAUCUGUGUAAUACAGUUUGUGUAAUGCUAGUAUUAAAUAUUUGUUUUCUUA